Molecule: messenger RNA, 5360 nt
Organism: Thlaspi arvense
Lineage: Eukaryota; Viridiplantae; Streptophyta; Magnoliopsida; Brassicales; Brassicaceae
Source: the annotation of a GenBank genome assembly
AUUUAUUUUUAAUAUAAAGAUGCUUAGUAGAACUCGUGUCUCGCGGAGUCGCGUAACUCGUAGCGAGAGAAAGAAAAGAGGGGAAGCAAAUCAUCCGAAAUUUCUUGAGCCCUAGCCCUAAUUUCGACGAUCCUAUGGCGAAUGACAAGCAGAUCGAAUCUCACCGCCGCAAGCACCACCGUUCGUCUUCCUCUUCCGACGAGGCCGAUAAAUCAUCGAAGCGGCACAAGCACCGUCACCACAAGCACCACCACAAGCGCCAUCACCGACAUCACCGUGAUAAGAAGCGCGACGAAGAAAUUCCAUCCGGCGGCGACGAGACAGAGCUGAAGGAUGUUACUCCGAUUGUUGUUAGUAACGGCGGUGAGGAUGACGUCGAGGAGGGAGAGAUUCUAGACGAAGAGGGGGUUGCCAAUGCCAAGACGUUAGAUUCCGACGGCGAGUCUGGCGAAAUCAAAUCCGAUCAACUUCAAUACAAUGAUCUGCCUGUCAAUGGGGUUUCUGGUGCUCGAAAUAUUGGGAAAAAUGCCGAAACUUGUAAUGGUGAUUUAACUCGUGAAUCUAAAAGGGAGGAUAAGAGGUGGCGUAAAGAAUCUGGAGGUCCUUCAGAGGGAGUUGGUAAGAGAAGUCAUGAUAAUGGCAGGAGCUCAUUUUGUUCGGAUAACUCUGAGGAGAAGCAUAAGACUAGUAACCGGUCUCCGUCAAACAGCAGGCAGUCUAACGAAGUCCGUGCUCGGAGUAGAUCUAGGUCACAUGAUCGGGAGAGGGAAAUGUCAAGAUCAAGGAUUGCUGAGGCGGAUGAGUUUUCGAUCAGAGGAAGACAUCAUGAUUCUAGUAGGGAUUAUCGCCAUGACAGAGUUGACUCAGGGAGGACUGAGGAAAAAGAUUACCGACGUGGGAGAUUUGAGGAAGAUGACAGGCAAUAUAGUCGAGAAGUCUUGGAAAGAGAAAGAAGCAAGGAGAGGGAUAUGGAAAGGGAGGGAAGCAUAAGAGAUAGGGAUUCAGAAAGAAGUAAACGGGGAGAGAGAGAUAGUGAUUGGAGGAGGGAAAGAGAACGAGAGAAAAGACGGGAGGUAGAGGCUGACCGUGAAAGGCGAAAAGAUAAGGAUCGAGAGCGCAGCAUUGAUAGGGAUAGGAGAAGGGAGAGGGAAGGACGAGAAAGAGACAGUGAAAGAGGUAGGAGCAUCGACAGGGAUAGGAGAAGGGAGAGGGAAGAAGAUUAUUUACGAGAUAGAGACAAUGAAAGAGGUAGGAGUAGAGAUAGAACCAGAUAUAAUAGCAGGGAAAGGAAGAGAGAAAAUGAAAGGGAGAGUGACAAAGAUAGGGACAAAGGAAGAGAAAUCCAGACUUACAGGGAGAAGUAUAAUAGUGUUGAUGUGGACAACGGUGAAAGGUCCAGAAAUGGGGAUGAUCAAAAUGAUAAUGACGAAGGAGUUAUAUGGGAAUUUCCGGAAGAAGAAGAAGAUGAAGUAAAUAGAAUCAAGGAGGAGAGCAGGAAGCGAAUGGAAGCCAUACUGGAGAAAUAUAAGAAGAAGGAGCAGCAAAAUGAAUCCAUUUCUCAGGAUAUAGGGAAAGGCAGUCUUAAUGAGUCUUCUGUUUCUGUGCCAGAUGUCGUUCCAGAUUCGGCUUCUUCUGCAGUUGUCAUAACUGCUAAUGCUGGUCCAGCGAAAGCUAACUCUGACUUUGAUGCUGUAGUUGGUGAUGUUUCCAAGACAUCAUCAACAGCUGGUGGGCCACCUGCUAUGGUUGGAAUUUCGGACUCAGAUAAGACUCUAGCCCCAGCAGGGCUUGGUGAAGGUAGCCCGAAGAGUGAAAGAUCAGCUGAUAUGUUUCAUGAUGAUAUUUUUGGAGAGUCCCCAGCUGGUAACCAAAAAGUGGGGCUCAUGCGAGGGAAAGGUGAUGGUGUUCCGAUGGUAAGGAGCGGGCUUCAUGAUAAUUGGGAUGAUGCAGAGGGUUAUUACAGUAAGCAUAAAGCUGGCCAGACUGAGGUUCAGAUAUUGAAGAAGCUGGCUGGCGCUGACCCAGAUGACAAGCGCCACUGUGUUCGUUUUCUUUCAAGUUUUAAGUACCGGAAUCACCUCUGCUUGGUGUUUGAGUCGCUACAUUUAAAUCUCCGUGAGGUCUUGAAGAAGUUUGGCCGUAACAUUGGUCUUAAACUCUCUGCUGUUAGAUCUUAUUCAAAGCAGCUAUUCAUUGCCCUUAAACAUCUGAAGAAUUGUGGGGUUCUUCACUGCGAUAUAAAACCUGACAACAUGCUGGUGAAUGAGAACAAAAACGUGUUAAAGCUCUGUGACUUUGGUAAUGCAAUGUUUGCUGGAAAAAACGAAGUCACGCCAUAUCUUGUUAGUCGCUUUUACAGAUCCCCUGAAAUCAUUCUUGGGCUGGCCUAUGACCAUCCGCUGGAUAUAUGGUCGGUUGGCUGCUGUCUGUAUGAGCUUUACUGCGGGAAAGUUCUUUUCCCUGGCGCCACAAAUAAUGAUAUGUUACGCCUUCAAAUGGAACUGAAAGGCCCCUUCCCCAAAAAGAUGCUUCGCAAGGGAGCAUUUAUUGAUCAGCACUUUGAUCACGAUUUGAACUUUUACGCUACAGAGGAGGACACUGUUAGUGGAAAGAUGAUAAAGAGAAUGAUUGUAAAUGUAAAGCCAAAAGAUUUUGGUUCAAUUAUUAAAGGUUACCCUGGUGAGGAUCCCAAGAUGUUAGCUCAUUUCAGGGAUCUCUUAGACAAGAUGUUCAUCCUUGAUCCUGAAAGGAGAAUGACUGUGUCGCAGGCAUUAGCUCACCCAUUCAUCACUGGCAAGUGAAACCACGUUGCCGUUUUCUCUCUCUCUCUCUCUCUGUUAUAUCAGGAAAUGCUGUUGUCCUAGAUAUUUGUACAUUACACAUCUUAAUUUGAAAUUCAAGGUUCUAAUCUUUGAACUUUCUCUAUCUUCCUUCUGCUGCCUGAGAGCUUUGGUUAUACUGUGGGCAUGGGUGAUGAUGUUUGGGUGGAGUUCUCACCACUGGCGAUUCUCAUGGGGAAUUUACUGGUUCUAUUGACAUCUACCAAUGCUUAGAGACAGUCCUAACGUCUUUCAAUGCUAUAAAGGCACACAGGAGAAGGUUUUGCUUGGAGGGGAGAGAGCUGCACAAGAAAAAAAAUAUUAAGGGCCUUCCUCUCUCCUCCUGCAAAUUUGGACAUGACACGAUCAACGGUUUUGGCUUCGUCGGGACAUCCAUGACCAUCGCCGUAUUGAUACAUGCAUUGCGACAUGCGUGCCAGGUUCAUUGCAGCUUCCAAAAAGCCUUGAGAGAGUAACGUAGAAGUUCGUGCCGUUUUUGUUUCGUAGUUCAUUUCAUCCCACGUGUCACUGAUCAUCUGCUGCACGUGCGCACGUGCCUCUUGCUCCGAAGCUCCGGCUUCAUGCAUGUAACACUGGACCGAUUUGAGGACGUCUCCUCUCGCCAAUUCAUCCUAUAAUUUAACAAACUCACUCACUCCUCUCGCUUGUAUAUUACGUUUGACAUCAAAUCAGUCGAUUUUUAGACCAAUAGUUUUAUAUCCCAUAAUCUUUUCUUUUAUAGUAAUAACUCAAAUGUGAUUCGGUAACCAAUAACUAAAAACUAGAAAAAUUAUCAUUUACCGGCGAAGUUCCAAGGUCAUUAGCUAGACGUAGCACGGUGGCAGCACAUCGGGCGACAUGUUGUCGGUGUUGGGACAAAGUUUCCAAUGUUUGGAUUACGAUUUGGUCAGAGGAAAUGCAGUAAAAGUGGAUUAGUACCGUUGGAGCCGAAAUUGUAAUCCAAGCAUUUUGCAUGUAUUCUUCUACGCUUGGUUUAUAUCCUGUUUUGUACCACUUUGCUUCUACUAGAUAUGUUUUACAUAAAUCUGCCCACUUGUUUUUAAACAAAAGAACUUUUGUUGUUUAAUUAUUAAAAACUAUAAUAUAUAUAUAAACACAUGUUCGAACUUACAGAUUUUCUUAGAAACGGUAUGACGUCAAUAUUUUUAUAUUUGAGAAUAUCGCAUCCAAUCCCAUUGAUUUCAUUGUAUAAGAUAAGAAAACACAACCUCAUGUACUCGGGAAGCUCACCAAUACGAUUGACAUCCCAAUUGUCAACCAUGGCAGUAAAGAGUUCAAGUUCCUCAAGAGUGCCAUAGAUAUCGUAAAUGUCGUCAAUAGUUGUAACAAGUGCAUUAACUAUAGUCAUGAUCCGUCGUAUAUUUCCAAAUUGAGGUUCGUAUACUAAUCCAACAGUCCAAAAAUAAUUCUCAACUAUUCUGUCUCUUACAAAAGGAAGUUGAUUACUCAAACAUGUUUCCUUCCACCAGCCGGAAACGUAUUUGAGAUCUUCCUGAUGAGAAGCUUGUACGAUAUUGAAAUCGAUCCUGGCUAGUUGGAGCAAGACAGGAUUCAUGUCAUGUUUCUUUUCGUAUGCAUCUAUGUACCAUCUCGUUUCUAACCUCCUCAUUCUCCAAUGGUACGGCAUUUCUAACGCAUGAAUCGCCUUCUCACGUACCUCAAUGUUAUCAUCAUGAUCACCAUCGACAAAAUUCCUUAUUUGUUCUAUUGCAAAAGGUCUGAUGACUUCAUGCAAUUUAGUAUCCGAUUUUAUGGAGAGAUAUGACGCUUCAUACAAAGAGAUGAUACCAUUUAUAUCGUCACUCUUGUACGUAUGAUCACUUUCUAUUUUGUUGAUAAUCACAUCAAAUAUAUCUGAUACAUCAAAGCCAUGCUGUCUUCGAAGUCUGAAUUCGAGUGAGGUUGCAUGUAAAUCUUCUUCUUUACCACAUUUCCAGACGCUUCUUCCAUUUUGAUGACGAAAGUCCAUUAAAAUGUUAUUUAUUUCCACCUCAAAAUGAUAUGAGACCCCAAGUUUCUCCACGUCGUCGACGAGCUCUAAUUGCUCGAGACGAGUUUUUGUCUUAGCAUCAAACAUCUUCCUCACUUUUUUCUUCAACAAAUCUCUAGCUAUCACGUUUUCUGCUUUCUCAUAUUUAUUCUCGAUGGAGAGAAGAAAACGAUGGUCCCAAGGAGAAGGCUGAUAGUUGCCGGAGCGUCGACGGAGGACGUCAACUGUAGCAUUAUCCGGCGUCGUAUCGGUCAUGGAUCUGCAUAUGAAACGCCGAGGACGUGUAAGACGAAGAUUGUGGGUCAAUGCACUUUGGUAAAUAAGAGCUGUACCCAUAAAUACAGUAGCCAUUGAAUUAGAUUAAUAUAGAGACUCGAGAGACGCGACACACAUACGUUUAUAUAGACAAGACAAAAGGUAAAAAGCUCACACUUGCCCUCGUUUGUUCCCCCGGUACAAUUGCACAUUUUACACUAAAAUCGCCACUUCUUAUUUUACCCAAAUAUUAUUUCGUAUCAUUUUGGGUAAUG